Onychostoma macrolepis is the source of this 4604-nucleotide messenger RNA. Its product is annotated as adhesion G protein-coupled receptor E3-like. Gene Ontology annotation, cellular component: membrane. Gene Ontology annotation, molecular function: G protein-coupled receptor activity. The record is from RefSeq and is a predicted model, not a curated record. Gene Ontology annotation, biological process: cell surface receptor signaling pathway; adenylate cyclase-activating G protein-coupled receptor signaling pathway. The transcript is spliced from 14 exons. Lineage: Eukaryota; Metazoa; Chordata; Actinopteri; Cypriniformes; Cyprinidae. The coding region runs from base 73 to 2043 and encodes 656 amino acids.
GAACACACAUCGAGAGCUUCAGAAGAACUGAAUCUAAUAACAACAGAGAAGAUCAUUGAAUAAGAGAGAAGAAUGAAGAUCAUCUGGACCUUCACUCUGCUGAUGAUUCCUGGUGUGUUGAGCUCCAUCAGUGUGAGGGGAUAUUCAGGAGAAAGAGUCAACAUCACAUGCAGAUAUGAUAGACAAUAUACAGCACAUGCAAAGUAUUUUUGUCGAGGACAGUGGUCAGUGUGCACAGACCUAAUCAAGACUAAUACUAAAAACAAAUGGGUUGACUCUGGAAGAUUCUCUCUGUAUGACGACACAAGAGCAGCAGCUUUCACUGUGACCAUCAGAGAUCUGAGUAAAUUGGAUUCUGGGACGUACUACUGUGCAGUUGAUAUCCAUAUCAGUGGAGAUUCCUACACUGAAGUGAAUCUGAACAUUUUAACAGCUAUAACUAUAACUCUGCCAGAAGUAUGCACCAGUCAGACCUCUGGAGGAUGUUUUCAAAAUCUUCUUGAGCAGAUAGAGAACAUUACAGCUCAAGUGCUUCCUUUGAAUACUGUGACGGACAUUUUGACUGUGGCCUUCAACACUUCAGAAAAGAUUUUAGAGUCAUCAUCAGCAGCAAACCCAACUGAACUAGCCUCCAAUGGAAACCGCAUGUUAAAAACCAGCGAGAAACUCAUUUCUACAUUGGUCAAGCCGACAGACACGAGUGGCAACGUCAGUUUUACUCUUGCUGCUGUAGAGGGUCAAGUCUUCAUGGUUGGACCAAAUGUCAUUUUAAAUAAAAUCCCUCAGCUUGACACGACAAAUACUUCUGUGGACAUCGAUCUCAUUGGGAUCGCCAAGAACAACAAAGAAAGAUCAGCUGCUGUGGCUUUCAUGAGCUACAACACGAUGGAGAAUCUACUGAAGCCAGACUUCUUCAACACAUCAAACAACAUGACUAAAACCAUGAUGUCUACUGUGAUCUCAGCUACUCUUCCCAAAACCACCAACACUACACUCACCAAACCAGUCAACUUCACCUUCAGACACAUCAGAGAGUUUGAUCCCAACGGUUCUCUGUCCUGUGUGUACUGGAAUAUCAGCGAGUGGAUUGUAGAUGGUUGUUCUGUUUUAAAGACCAACAGCAGCUACACUGUGUGUUCCUGUGUUCAUCUGUCAACAUUCGCUCUCAUCAUGCAAACCAGCCGCCCACCAGAGAGCGACUCACUGAUGGAUCUGUUGAAUUUGGUUUGUGUGAUCGUGGGGCUGGUGUUCUUCACUUUGGCCCUGUUGACCUUUGCCCUUUGUCAGUGGAGUCCUGGAGUGAAUAAUGUGGCUCGAAUCAACAUCUGCAUCAGUCUUCUGCUGGCUCACCUUCUGUUCCUGCUCACACAGCGGUUCCUGAGCCUCAUACGGCCUCAGCAGGUGUUGUGUGCCGUGAUCUCAGGCCUUCUGCACUUCCUCUUUCUCUCCGGCUUUGUGUGGAUGUUCAUUGAAGCUGUGCUGCUCUUCAUCUGUGUGAAGAACCUAUCACAGAUCAGCUCCAAAAAGAGGGAGGUGCUUAGAAAUGGAUUCCUGUGUGUGAUUGGAUAUGUGGUUGCUCUGGUUGUGGUGUGUGUGUCUGUCGGUCUGGUUCCUGAAGGCUACGGCAGUAAACACUGCUGGAUUAAAUUGGAUAAAGGCUUCAUCUGGAGUUUUCUGGGUCCUGUUUGCGUCAUACUAGCAUCAAACACACUUCUCUUCAUCAAGAUCUUCAUCAGUCUGAACUCAGCUCUUAAAAGUCUCAAUUCUGAUGUUUCACAGAUAAAACAAACCAAGAUAAUGGUGUUUAAAACAUUGGCUCAGUUUGUGGUUCUUGGUUGCCCCUGGAUUCUGGGUUUCUUCACUAAUGGCAGUAAGGUGCUGGAGAUCCUCUUCCUGAUCUUGAACUCCCAGCAGGGAACCUUCAUCUUCCUGAUCUACUGUGUCUUCAAUUAUAGGGUCAGGCAGCAGUACAGGAAGUUCUUCAGAUGUUUUGCUGUGUCAAACAACACUGAGGACUACAGCAUCACGCUCAAGUCUCAUUAAUAUACAGCUGAUUUUAUAUAACAGAAUCUAUGUUUUUGUAUGAUAAAUCUUAUAGUCUCAGAUCCUUUCUGCAAAUGAAAGAAAAACAUGUUAUCCGAGUAUCUUAGACUUAGUUCACACUGCAGGUCUUAAUGCUCAGAUCGGAUUUUUUGCUGAAAUCCGAUUUUUUUGCGCUGUUGUUCACAUUGUAAUUUAAAUGCGACUGCCAUCAGUCUCAUGUGUGAACCGUAUAUGGCCCUGAAGUGACCUGCAUACGCAGAAGAAGACAUGACGUCAGACGCAGUGCACUGUGUUUGCUGAAAUAAAAAUGGAUGCUGCUCGUGUUAGCGCGUGUUUAGCAAUUUUUAAAGGGGUGGUUUACUGCGAUUUCACUUUUUUCAUUUUAAAUAGUGUGUAAUGUUGCUGUUGGUGCAUGAACAGUAUCUGCAAAGUUGCUGCGCUGAAAGUUCAACGUAAGCGGAGAUAUCGUCUUUUAAAAAUCAGGAAGUUUAAUGCCUACAAAAAGGACUCAUAUGGGACUACAACGAGAUACUUCCCGGGUUGCAUACGUAAAAAAACCCUAAAUUUGCAUCAACCCCUCCCUCCGGAACAUGCAAAAGAGGGGGCAAGGCCAUGUUCUGCGGCUUUGUCGAAGAGGAAGAGUUAUAGUGGAGAGUUGUAGCCAUGCCGUCGAAACGGUGUUAUUUUCACCCAGCUGUCAGGUCUUCUGUGUUCGGGCUUCCUACGGAUGCUGUAGUUCGUCAACAAUGGUUAAAAUUUAUGUUUGAUUAUGUUCCUGACAAUUACAAUCCUAAUUUAGCUCUCUGUGCUGCGCAUUUUACGGAAGACAGCUUCCAGAAUCUACACGAGUUCAGUGCCGGAUUCACACAGAAACUAUUACUAAAACAUGGAGCGGUACCAACUUUAAAACCAGAGGCAGCAGUUGUUGGGCCACAACCUGUAAGUAAGAUUUAAUAAUUUUAAAUGUAUUUGCAUGUAUAAUUUCAGACGUAAUGUUUUAGUUUUAUCAAGGACGUAAACAAAUGCCAGUGCUGGCUUUAGUAGCCAGUUAGUUAAAUGCUAUUUCGUGUGUUUAUGACAAAUGCGUACAAACAUUUUGGACCCGAAUUUGUAAUUAUUUACUAAUUUUGUAAAUGUAUUUUCCAAGUAUACUUUAUGACGUAAUUUUUCGAUUUGAUCAAGAACGUAAACACAAGCCAACGCUGUUUGGUUAUAGUAGCCAGUUAGUUCGAUGCUGUUUUGUGUGUAUAAGACAAACGUGUACAAACUUCAAAAAAUUAUAUGUAAUCACAACAGCAAACUUCCAUUCAGAAACGUUUGUAAGAGCCGUGCUUGCGGAAGUUCUGCUUGACUCUCUUCAUUACCGCUUUCUGGGUCUGAUUCUGGCUCAAACUGAUACGGCAAUAUUGACACCAUUAUUUACAUUUGACCGGAGCACAUGCAACUGUCGCCCGUAAAGGUAAUGGGCGUGAAGUUUCCGGACAAUGUGCAGUACGCAGUUUAGCCAAUCACAACACACCGGCCCAACUAACCAAUCUGAGCCCAUUGCCUGUUUCUGAGGGAGUGGUUUCAUAGAAUCAGGAAGUCAACCGGUCGUUCAAAUGACAGAGGAGAAAGCGGCUUACAAUAAAGGUGAAAUAUAUGAAAAAUAAGGCGUUAUAAUAAGACGAAACACGAAGACAUGUUAUAUUGCACCCCAUAAAUGCAAUCAAGCAAAGAAAAAAAGCAGUAAACCACCCCUUUAAGUUAAUGUGCUGUCAGAGCCUAAAUAACGAAGUGACCACCUACAUCACCGUUGUCUGCCAUUGUGAUUUUAAUCCCGCCUCCUCCAGCGCAGAAUUGUGACGUCUGUCGCAUUUCAGUGAUGUAAAAAUCGCAUGAAAUGUGGCAUGGCCGUUCAGACUGAAGUCGCAUUGCAAAACAUCGGAUAUGUAUCCGAUUUAGGACCACAUAUGAAAGUGAUAGAAAGUAGAUUUGUGCUGUUCAGACUGUCAUAAGAAAAUCAAAUAUGGGGUCACAUUUGGGUAAAAAAGUCGGAUUUGGGCCACUUUAGCCUGCAGUGUGAACUAAGUCUUAUUUUAUAGCUGUUAAUACUAAUGAUGUAGAGCUGUUUCACUGCUGAACUGUUUUAUUUAGUCUUCUUUAAACUUUAUUAUCAUUAUUAUUAGUAGUAUUAGUAGUAGUACUGGUGGAGGGUGUAAAGCAUAUUUGUACAAUUCUCAAAAUUUGUACAAACUCUUUCAUGUGUGCAUGGUAACGGGAAAUAAAUAGCUUGUAUGGAAACAUGCAGUUGUGUGGGAGCAACAAUGUAUAACUUUACAAUUACGUCUUUGUUUUUUGAGCUCGGAAAGCUCCAAAUGAAUUACUGUUUCUUCUGUAAAGGCCCAUUUUACAGUAUAUUACUUUAAUAUUGUACUGUGAUUAUAUAUAUAUAUAUAUAUAUAUAUAUAUAUAUAUAUAUGGGUGAUUCUUAGACUAUGGGCACUUUUAUGUUCUUUGGUCAUAUUUUAAAAAAUACAUAGAAUUUUGGACAAAUUCCUCUUUGUCAAACUAACAAUAAA